CGAAGCUGUUACGCUAACCGGAGACGACCAACGAAUGUACCGCUCCAACAUAUUACAUUCCUAUGAUUUGAAGCCUGUUAUAAGCUAAGUUCAAUGUAUUGGUUUCUGCUAUUCUGACUGCUGAGCUAAGUUUUAUGAUUUUAUCAAGAAGUGGCGUUUUACUUUACAAUGGGAGAAUCAUCUCAGGGAUUUAGUCGCACCUCUGUGAAGUAUGGACGCGCUUCUACCAAGUAUGGGCGCGUGACACGUAAAGGCGACGCCUCCGGGAUUAGAACUAGCGGGGAAGUCACGGUUAUCACGAGCAAAUCAACUGCGCAAUGGGUUGCAGAAAAUCUGCUGUUAAUACUAACCGUAGGUUCGGUUAUAGUCGGUGCCAUAAUCGGCAUUUUCGCGCGAGAAGCUGAGUAUACGGAGGAAACAAUUGUAUUGGUCUGGUUUCCCGGGGACUUGUUUAUGGCCAUGUUGAAGAUGUUAGUAUUGCCCCUUAUCGUAUGUUCUAUUGUGUCCGGACUAGCACAAUUAGAUCCGAAGUCAAGUAGCAAAAUGGGUAUUACGGCGUUCAUUUAUUAUUUCGCUACAACAACUAUCGCUGUUAUUCUCGGUAUCGUGUUGGUGAUCGCGAUCCAUCCUGGCGAAGCCCAGCUCGGAUGGGAAAGCAGACUGAUACAGGCUAAAAGGACUGUUUCGACUCUUGACACGGUGCUUGACAUUCUUCGAAAUAUGUUUCCUGAAAAUAUCGUGCAGGCGUGCCUCUCGCGUGCUAAGACGGAAUACGAAAAUACUACGUUAUUAAACAACGAAACCGGGAAGACAUCUUAUAAGAGGCAACGAAAAAUCCUCUUUAAGGAUGGCACUAAUAUUCUAGGCAUUAUUGUUUUUUUUACUAUGUUCGGAAUUAUUUCCGGACAGUUAGCAGAAAAAGUCGAUGUUGUGGCGAGGUUCUUUACGCAGACAAAUGAAAUCAUUAUGAAGCUCGUUCUUCUCGUCAUGUGGUUUUCACCACUUGGUAUCCUGUCACUGAUCAUUGGUAAGCUUAUCUCCGUCCAAGAUUUAAGCACAACAGCUGCACAGCUUAGUGUAUAUAUGGGCACCGUUCUCUUGGGGCUGUUCAUUCAUGCUUGUAUUACUCUGCCACUGAUCUAUUUCUGGAUUACACGACGAAAUCCCGGCGUUUUCAUAAAGGGGAUGCUGCAGGCAAUUGUCACUGCGCUAGGUACAUCUUCAAGCGCGGCCACAUUGCCGGUAACCUUGCGCUGUCUCGAGGAUAAUCUCAAGAUAGACAAUCGUGUAACACGUUUUGUAGUGCCAAUUGGAACCACAAUCAAUAUGGACGGGACGGCUCUGUAUGAAGCGAUCGCUGCAGUCUUUAUCGCACAAAUGAAUAACAUCAGCCUUAGUUUUGGAGACCUUGUGCUCGUCUCGCUGACAGCCACUGCAGCGUCCGCUGGCGCCGCUGCCAUUCCGUCAGCUGGCUUAGUUACAAUGAUUUUAGUCCUAACCGCUGUGGACUUGCCCACCGAAGAUAUCUCAAUUGUAAUUACUGUCGACUGGAUACUGGAUCGGGUCCGCACCACGGUUAAUGUCCUCGGAGACGCGUACGGUGCCGGCAUAGUAGCUCACCUAUCCAAAAAUGAACUAGGCGCGACGGAUUCGAAAAAGAUAGGCCAACAUAAGGCGACCGUAAAGGAGUUCCGCGCCAGGUAUAGUCAGAGUCAAUUGUUAUCGUCACGAAAGGAAUAAACCCGCAAGUGAUGCCUGAGUUUAAAUGUUGUUCAGUAAACCCCACGGCUCUCGGACGAAUUGUUCUGUUAUCAACGUUUAGCCCUCGAUGCCUUGAAAUAGAUCUGGCUGCAGUUCUUAUAAGAGGCCACUACAAGUUAAUACUUCCAAUCAAGACCAAGGGUGAGGUGUCCUCGAAAUCACGAGACGACAUAACAAAAACAUGGAAACACGAGUAAGACGGAACUCUACAGCCAGUAGAGAGUAUCACCAAUAGCAUCGAUGCGGUUAUAUUAUGUAGAAGAUGAAAUACGUGAAAUGGGUCGGAACCAGAUACCGUCAACGUUUAUUUGAGUGAAAUUUUGAUGUAAAGCAUAUGUUGUGGACCGCUGUGCAUGUACGCUGCGAUAGAAGCUAUCAUGCUUAGGAACAGCGCGCAACUCUUUCUUAAGUCAAAUAUUUUUUUUCGUGCUCAGUAACAGUGCGUCUUGGAUAUAUUUUUUUAUGACACAUAAAGUGAAACAGAAUUUUAAGUCUGCAGUAUUUCUCCACUGUGCAGUAUUUUUCCACAUAGACCUUAUCUACAAUAUACGGUCCUAUAAAAGGUAAUCUGUAAAAAAACGUUAUGAGUGUACAGUGCUGCCAUCAGAAUCAGGAGUUUCGACCAAUUUUUCAAGUAUUUCUCCAGCAGACUGAGAACUAAUGCAUUAUGUCAAACGAACUUCACUGUUACUAACCUAUUUGGUCUCUACUAUGGAUAAACUCCGUGCACUUACGCCUUGAUAUGGAACCGAUUCAAAUCAAAGCUUGCGGGAAUGACGACUGGUGGAUUUGUGUUUCUA
Varroa destructor (honeybee mite) is the source of this 2561-nucleotide messenger RNA. Its product is annotated as excitatory amino acid transporter pseudogene. NCBI's taxonomy places the organism in Eukaryota, Metazoa, Arthropoda, Arachnida, Mesostigmata, Varroidae. The record is from RefSeq and is a predicted model, not a curated record.